Messenger RNA from Vespula vulgaris, 1614 nucleotides. Its product is annotated as glutamate receptor 1-like. Gene Ontology annotation, cellular component: membrane. NCBI's taxonomy places the organism in Eukaryota, Metazoa, Arthropoda, Insecta, Hymenoptera, Vespidae. Gene Ontology annotation, molecular function: glutamate-gated receptor activity. The transcript is spliced from 8 exons. The record is from RefSeq and is a predicted model, not a curated record. The coding region runs from base 1 to 1614 and encodes 537 amino acids.
AUGGAAAUGUCAACGAUAAUGUUCAAAUGGAGAUGUGCAUUGUCUCGGGAAGGUAUUGCGACCACGAACUUGCGCUUUUCACAAUUGCACGAAUCAUUGUACUACGAUAAACAAAUAGUACGACCGUUUUAUAUCGUGAUGAUUUCUAAUUACAACGCGAUAAAGGAAUUCUCUUUAUCAACAAGUAUUUUUGACAUGUCUUCAGCUAUAUGGCUAGUGAUAUUUCUGUACAAGGAAGAUAACACCGAUUAUUGUCACAGUCCACCAGGUAAUAUAUUUCAUUUAAAAUUCAACUCUGAAAUGUUGGUCUUAUGCAGUACUGAAAAUACAUUACGAGAAUGGUAUUCGAUCAAUACCAAUCGAACUGAGAUCAAUGAUGUAGCUACAUGGAGCUUAGAAAGAGGAAUUACUAAAAUAGUUUCAAAUUCUCUUUACGAAAGAAGACAUAAUUUACACGGUCUGAUCAUGAGAGCUGUUGUAGUGAAGGAUUCACUAUUCGUAAAUGUAAAGAAAAAUGGCGAAUUAGAUGGUAUAUAUGGAGAAAUAUUCAAAGAACUUUCUGUCAAUCUCAAUUUUAGUUUCGACAUUGUUUCGGAAGUAAACGAACAUGGAAGAUGGAAUCCAAGAACAAAAACUUGGUCUGGUGCAAUUGCAGAAUUAUAUUAUGGACGUGCUGACAUUUCUCUUUCAGAGUUUUCCAUGACCAAUGCCAGAUUAAAUGCCGUUGACUUCACGCUUCCUAUUUUAAACUCCAAAGAUUGUCUCUUCUUUAAAAAUCCAAAAAUAUUCGCAAUUAAAUGGUCGUCUUAUUUUCUAACUUUCAAUUAUUCUGUUUGGAUCGCUAUGUUUGGAGUACUAAUUCUUACAUCGAUUUUAUUGAUUUUUCUCAAAAGAAAAAAUGGAACCUGUAGUAAAAUAAGACAUUCAUUCUCCGAUAAUUUCUUGGAAAUUUGGGGUAUAUUUUGUCAACAAGGAAUCGCAGAAUCUUCUGAUAGAUUUUCAAUACGAAUAGCGUACUUCUCUGUAUUUUUUUUGAUUACCGUCAUAUCGGCUGCCUAUUCUGCGGCUUUAAUAAGCUUUUUGACGACCAUAAGCCACGUCUUACCCUUUGAUUCAUUAGAAAGCUUCGUUCAAGAUGGUACUUAUCAACUUGCUGUCUUUCGUGGUACGGCAUAUUAUGAUAAAUUUGCAAAUUCGCAAGAUCUGCUUGCAAAAAAGUUGAUGAAGUUGAUGCUAGAAGAGAACAAAUUACCCUCAACACCAUUAGAAGGAUUUACAAGUAUUUGUAAAAAUCAGAAGCUUGCAAUCUUCACAUUUGAUGAAGUGAUAAAAUCAAUAGAUCCGAAAAUACCAUGCAAUGUGGUUCGUGUUGAGACAGGACAUAUAAACAAUAUAGCUAUAAUUUUAUCCAAGCACAAUCCAUUUACCGGUGUCAUUAAUUUUCAGUUGCAGAAAUUUUUCGAGAAUGGUAUGGUGAAUCGUUUAAAAAAUUCACCAUUUAAUAAGAAAUCCAAUGAUAUGGUCAAGCAUCAACCAGUUCCUCUAAUUGGCACAAGUGCAUGUGAUCUGCGGAAGGAUGAAUUCAAUUCUCAAACAAUUGUAUUUUCAAUGUAA